GUUUUUUUUUUUUUUUUUUUGCACUAAUUUUUCUUUUCUCUUCUUUAAAUUUUGAUAACAAUUUUUAGCUGUCUUGAUUGAAAAAUAUUGACUUUCUGUACUACUAUGGAUUGGAAAGUGUGUUGGGAACUCUUGCAGUAAAUGAAAAUUUAGGGAUUUUUACCAUUUCCUGAACAAAAUGAUGAAAUAGAGUUUGAUUUAUUUCUCAGGUUCUUGUUGUGAUUGACAUCCUAACCUAGACAACCUUUUGCAAUUUGAAGCUAGGGUGUUCUAUGAUCAAGGACAUCGAGAAGGCUCAACCUUGACCGGAGAAUGGCUUCAACUGGUGAUGAAAGAGGCAUACAGGAAGGUGGAGAAGAUUUAGGGUCUGGUGCUGUACCAAAUAAAAUCAAGUCUUCUGUUGCCCUUCUCGUUUCUACCUCUCAAAGGGACUUGAUAGACCAUGAAGACUCUCAAAAAGGUGCUUUGGAUUUCUUAACAGCGGUUCCUAGUAGAGUCGGAUUCCUGAAAUUUGCUUCAGCUACUCUAGCAUCUCCAUCAACCAGGUUCCUGCAACUUGCUGAGGAAAGAGAAGAAAUUUCACGUUCAGUUCAUUCUUCAACAGAACUUGGUUUCCGGGAACGUUUAAAUUUGAUCUUAGUUCGGAAAAUUGAUUGGGUUUCUCUGUGGAAAAUCUUCAAAAAAUGGAUCAGAGACCCAAUGAACAUUGCCGUAUUUGUUUGGAUUAUCUGUGUUGCUAUUUCGGGUGCAAUCCUGUUCCUUGUCUUAACAGGAAUGUUGAACCAUGUCCUACCAACGAAAUCCCAAAGAGAUGCCUGGUUUGAAGUCAGUAAUCAAAUCAUCAAUGCUCUCUUUACUCUUAUGUGUCUUUACCUACACCCAAAGCGAUUUCACCACCUUGUGCUUUUAUUUAGAUGGAAGCGAGACGACAUAUAUAGACUCAGAGAGACUUACUGCAAGAAUGGCACUUACAAACCCCAUGAAUGGACCCACAUGAUGGUUGUCUUGGUUCUACUCCAUGUGAACUGUUUUGCUCAGUAUGCCUUGUGUGGCCUUAACUUGGGAUACAAAAGGUCAGAACGACCAGCCAUUGGAGUUGGUCUCUGCCUCGCUGUGGCAAUUGCAGCACCCGCAUUUGCUGGUGUAUACUGCAUUAUAAGCCCCCUUGGGAAGGAGUAUGAGUCUGAAAUGGAUGAGGAAGCACAGGAUCAUAUGGUCGCUGUUGACACUCACAGUUCAAAUCACCUAAGUGUGAAUUCUUUUGAGAAGAGAUUCUCAUUAGCAUCUAGACAUGAGCAGAGGAUUGCAGAAAACAGUCCUGAGUGGAGAGGAGGUUUAUUUGAUUAUUGGGAUGAUAUUUCUGUUGCUUAUCUCACAUUCUUCUGUAGUUUCUGUGUUUUUGGGUGGAAUAUGGAGAGACUUGGGUUUGGGAACAUUUAUGUUCACAUUGUGACUUUUCUUCUGUUUUGUACUGCUCCCUUUUGGAUUUUUGGUCUUGCUGCCAUUAAUAUUAACGAUGAGACUGUUAGGGAAGCAUUGGGCAUCACAGGGAUUUUGCUUUGUGUAUUUGGCUUGCUAUAUGGGGGCUUCUGGAGGAUACAGAUGAGGAAGAAAUUCAAUUUGCCUACUAAUGACUUCUGCUGUCGUAACCCUACAGUGACUGAUUUCGUAAUGUGGCUUUUCUGUUAUUCAUGUGCUCUUGCUCAAGAAGUGCGGACGGCGAAUUUGUAUGAUAUUUUGGAAGAUAAAUUUUACAGAAAACAAAUGGAUGAGAGUAGCGAGAGGGUACUGUCUCCUUUGCCCCGUGAAAAUGGAUCAGUUCACUUGCAAUCAAGCCCAAGUCCUCGACUUUGGAAUGCCCCCAGCACAUCCGAGCUGAGGAUGCUAAACUCUCCAAGCCCUAGUAGAGUUUUCAUAGGAUAUUAUGAUCUAGAGAAGCAGCUGCCCAUGGUGGAGGAAGAUUCAGUUCCAACAGGCAAGGACAACACCAUGACACCACCAUGUCCAUCAGUGAUACAAAGAGAAGAUACACAGCCAUGACCCUUUCAAAAUGGCACUGUAAACUGCAAAAAGAAUGAUGGUGUAUGGAGAUCUAUCUAAUGAAGGAAAAUUUUUUACUGAACACCUUUUUUCAUACAUGUUCUCUACUUCUUUCCCUUAUUGGCUUUAUUUUUUGUUCUCUAUGUAACAUCAUUUUGUUUUUGUCAGAGAUUGACCUUGGUUCCACUAUAAGCUUCUUUAGGCUUUUUUAUUAAACAAUUCUUUACAGAA
Telopea speciosissima is the source of this 2271-nucleotide messenger RNA. RefSeq lists its product as uncharacterized. The coding region runs from base 313 to 2040 and encodes 575 amino acids. The transcript has a single exon. Gene Ontology annotation, biological process: sesquiterpene biosynthetic process. The record is from RefSeq and is a predicted model, not a curated record. Gene Ontology annotation, molecular function: cyclase activity. NCBI's taxonomy places the organism in Eukaryota, Viridiplantae, Streptophyta, Magnoliopsida, Proteales, Proteaceae.